AUGGGAGGGAUACGCCGGAUAGAGGUCGAUGUUGGCAAGGGCGGCAGGCUGGAGUUCGUGCCCAGCAAGAUUAUGGAGCCUGUCGGGACAGUUGUCAGGUUUAACUUUGACCCAAAGAAUCAUUCUGUCACCGAAAGUAGCUUCGACAAUCCUUGUCAGCCCAUAGAAGGUGGAUUCAGCUCCGGGUUCAUCCCCACUCAAUCUUCUCCGUCGGGUGUCACAUUUGACUACACUAUCGUCGAUGAUAAGCCGAAGUGGUUCUACUGCGGUCAAGGAACGCACUGCCAGUCUGGCAUGGUCGGAAGCAUCAACGCACCCACGGUCGAAAGCAACUCUGGCCGUACCCACGAGGACUUCGUCGCCAAAGCCCAACAGGCUCCGCCACCCAGCAAGGUUCCUCCAAAUGCUCCUCUUGGAGGUACUCUUACUGUCAACGGUACCAUUGUCACAUCACUCAACGGAAAUGUCCUCCCAGAUAAGCUCGAUGGCCUUCCCACGACUACAGCUCCCCCAAUCCCGAUAGGUACAGGAGAUCUGCCGCCUCCUGGCAUUGAGGCCCCCGACUACUACGCCGAAAAGGCCGGUGGCGGCAAGCCUACGCAUUGGAACUGGGCACCAUCCUUCUCCGAUGAGGCAGCGGCCUACCUUCAGUUCCACUCUCGCAUCGAGGACCUUCUAUUGCAUCUUCUCUGGGACGGCCAUAGGAAACUUGAGGCAGGUGGUGCUUGGGCUGGCGUUUACCCUGCCGCAAUCGUUAAGACUAUCGGCGCUUGGGCAGCUCAGUCCCUCAUUCACCGUGCUACGACAGGCGAGAUAUUAGCCCACUACAACCGCAGCAUUCCCGCCAGCUGCAAGUACAUCCUUCCAUCGGUCACGUCCAGCGUGAAUGACUUCAUUGCUGCCUUCUCUGCGCUCAACAACCUGCAAAUUGGCGUACUGACUGACAUGUCAGUGCAUCUCGCCAAGGCUGAUCCCUUCGUCGUGCCGUUCCUGUUGUCUCAGGCCGGUGCAAAGUCCCGCGCUGGCGCUGUCGUGUCCAUGAUUCGCAAUCAUCUCGCAGCUUCAGCUCCUCGGGAGAUCGGGCUCCCUGCAAAAUUGGCUUGGAGCUAUGUGAUGAACCAUUUUGUGGACCAUUGUCCUGAUAAACUUGCUGGAAUGCCAGAUCAGCCAUGGAAAGUGCUUGAAGCGACCUUGAAGGUUGAAGAGCGUGCAGUGAGUGUUCAGCUCAAGUAUGAAGGCGGUGUACCUGAUGGGAAGGCCCAUUAUGUGGCAUGGAUUGGGCCGUACGGAAGCCUGGAGUUUACGGAGCUGGACGAGGAGAAUAUGACGUCCAUUGUUCCGGGCAAGAUGUAUGGAGAUAUCUGGAUUGUCGUUGUUGACAAGGAUGACUUGCAGCUGGCCGAGAUUCCGGAUCACUUGGUGGCUGGGCCGCAGCUGGUUUGGAUUGACGACCCAGAGUGA
Molecule: messenger RNA, 1461 nt
Organism: Thermochaetoides thermophila DSM 1495
Lineage: Eukaryota; Fungi; Ascomycota; Sordariomycetes; Sordariales; Chaetomiaceae
Exons: 2
Coding region: 1-1461 (486 amino acids)
Source: RefSeq, a predicted model, not a curated record